AUGGGCAAUGCUACUUCCGUGGCGGCUGGUCCUCCUGGCCUCUCGGCUAUGUUUGGGUCGGGCUUUCAGCAGCAGGCCAUGCAGAUGAUGCAAACUAUGAUGGAGGCAAUGAUGAGUAAAAUGAUGGCGGCUUUCUUCGGUGGUGACCAAUGGAUGUCUGGGGCGACAGCGUUGGGCUCCUCGAAGGGGAAAGGCUCGCAUGGGCAGAAGGGGUCGGGUGGCGGCUCGCUGAGCACACCCAAUGGAUCCGCUCCUGCUCCCGUGGCGCCGGCCAAGGGCGCAAAGGGUCAUGAGUUCGCCAAAGGCAAGUCCAAGGGCACGGACAGCAAGGGCGGCACAAGUGGAUUGGACAUUGACUUCGCCAAGGGCAAGGACGGCUCGAAGGGCGAGGGCUCCAGCAAAGGUUCGGCUGGCAAGGCGGCCAAGGGAGGGAGCGACAAGCCACAGCAAUCGGGUGGCAAGGCAGGGAAAGGCAAAGGGCCCAAUGUCGAUGGGCCGGCUUCUGCGGGAGCAUUUGGCUCCAAGGGCAAGGGCAAGGGCAAGAAGGAGGACAGGCCGGGCGAUGAUUACCGAGCAGCCGGUGGAUGGGAAACAAUCGAGUGGCAUGCCAAACCUUCGGCCUUUGGGGCCAACCGGCUCGUCACCACCAUCUCGGCCCUCGAGGAUGCCCUGUCUGGCGAGGAGAAGUUCGUUGCUCAGUUCCAGGACCCCGUGUUUCAGGAGGCGGCGGAUAUGAUGGAGGGCGGCUGCCCCAAAGGAUGCAUCUUGAUUAAGGACGGCGAGGCCUGUGCGGCUUUGGAUGCAGUGCAGAAACAGUGGCCGGUGUGCAAGAAGCAUGUGCCGGGCUUGAUCAACGGGUCUACGCGGCUUCGGUGCGUUUGGGUGUGCACCUUCGACGCGGACUCGGCGACUUUGGCUCCGGCGGUUGGCUUCGUCAAGGCGGCGGCUCCGAGGACGAGGCGUCACACUGAUACUGUUGUGGUUCGGUGUGUUGCAUGGCAGAGCUUUGCGGAGGAGAAGGAGUUCAAGCAGCUCUUGAAGCGGCCGGGCCAGGUUGCACGGGCAUGGUUUGCGAAGGUCGCCCCGCUCCACAUCCAGGAGGUCAUCGACUCUUGGGGGUGGCAGGCCUAUGGAAAUGACCAAAUCCGAGGGCUGAUGCGCCUAACGAAAGAUGCUGCACAGGUGGCGCUGCGCAGCUCUGGCUGCUGGGCUUUGGGCGCCUCCCUCUUCUUUACGCCCCUCGACUGGGCGGCCGUUGAUGCUUCCGAGGCUCCUUCGUUGCUUUGGGUCGACCGCCACGACAACGAGGCCACUGGUGUCUACCUGGCGCGUGUGCGCAAAGAAGCUGACGUGCACGGGCUGCAGUGCGGAGGGGACAGGCUUGCGGUUCGCCUGGACCCGCUCGAUUCGAGGAUCUUGCCCCAGCGGGGCACCUGGCACUUGAGGGGCUCCAGCUCUGCAUGGAUUCCCGAGGACAUUGAGGCGCUGCUGGCUUCGGUCGGCUUCACCGAGGUGACGAUUGAGGCUAAGUUGCUGCGUCGUGGCCUUCCUGUUUGGGAGUUUCGUGCUGUGCGAGCAGACUUUCGGGACUUUGUGCCGAUCGAGCUUGAGGCGGGCGACGGGCUGGAGGAUGAUGCCGAGCCGAACAGGGUUCUUGAGGCUGCUAGGGUGGCCAGGCGUCGCAGACAAGGGGAGGCCCGCAGCUUGCCGGCAGAGAAGGUCGCCCGGUUCGGUGCCAUCAACAUUGACGAGUUGGUUCGGCACGUCGCAGCUCCCAAACGGAAGUCCAGGUUCAACAAGCCGCGGGCCAACGAAAGCUCGCAGGAGGCCGCCGAGACCCCCGAGGACAUGGUCAUCGACAAUGACGAGGGCAACGAGGGCACCGAGGAUGGUGGCGAGAAGGAGGCGGUUGUUGCAACGGCGGCCGGGCCGACCAAAGGGGUGACUUUGCCUCAAGGGGCCCAGGCGCACAAGAAUCCGGGUGGUGGUGAUUGCCUUUUCUACUGCCUUGCUGAGGUUCUUUCCGGGGUGCAAAAGAAGAGCCGGGGCCACCGACAGGUCAGGGCCGGAGUCGUCGCGUGGAUGGAGAAACACGUGGAGUUGCUGGAGCAGCACUGGGACCACCUGGGCCCGGACGGCGCGUACAUGGAUGGCACGUUCCUUGAGUACCUUAAGGCGGUGCGGCGCUCCGGGGCAUGGGCUGGCUGGCUUGAGCUCUACGCGGCGGGCGUUGCCGAGGACCUCAACAUCAUGAUCCUGACGCCGGGGGGUGUGGUGAAGUUCCCGGCCCGCAACGAGAUCGGCCACUACGAGGCGAUCACCAUGGACCAGAAGACCAUCGCUGCUAUGUGGCUGGCGUCUGGCUUGCACUUGUCGCAGUUCGACGGGGCUUCCGAGACCAGCGGUGGCACGGACAAGGUCGUGGACACCAACGGCCGGGGCCUUGCUCUUUCCGACUUCGCUUCCUCGGGGCGGCGAUCUGUGACUGGGGCUGGCUCUAGGGCUGCUGUGCAUGGUGGUCGGACCCCGCUUACCAUCGAUGACUGUGAGCCGCCUCUUUCUGGGCCGGCACCGCGACGCUUCUCUAAAUACCGCGAGCAGCAGGGCUUCCGGUGGCAAUGUGAGCUUUGUCCUUUUGCCACGGUGAAGAGCUCAUGUGCGGCUAUGUGCAAGGCGCGCUACAUGCAUUGCACCUGGAGUCACCAGGGUCAGGGUUUUCCGGGUGCUCGUGCUAUGCGUUUGGAUGUGUUUCAGCAGCUGUCUGAGGGAGCGGAGUUCGACUGGAACUGCCCGCUCUGCAACUGGGGGAUCCCCCUUGGUCAGCGUGGGCGGGUGUCGGCGGCGGCCUUCGGCACUGGCAGGGAACGGCAUCGUGCAAAGCAUCAUCGGCACUUGGAUCGCAAGGCUUACAUGAAGCGCUGCAAGGCCCAAGGACUUCGACGGCCCGAGUUUCUUAUGCGGGCGAGGGUGCGCAUGCUCAACGCGGGCAUGGCAAAGAGGGCGCGGGACAUGGGGGAUGAGCUGGAGCAGAACUGGCGGGCUUUCCAAUGGCCCUACGUCCUGUUCCAAAGGACGACCAAACGCUACAAGCUUUGUGUCAAGACCGCUUGGAGGUGCAAGGCAUGCGGGCUGUGCACCAGAGUGAAGAGAGAUCGGGCCCAGCAUGGCGGGCGUUGUGGGAUGGGUUGUGGGAACCUUGCGUACCACCGUGCAAAGCUCGAGAAGGACAGGGCCAAGGCCCGAACUUUCCACCGCGGCAUGGACGAUGCUCUCCUGGCUCAGGUCUUUGACAGUGCGCAUUUGGCGCUCGGCGGCGCUCAGCUGCCAUGA
Molecule: messenger RNA, 3330 nt
Organism: Symbiodinium sp. CCMP2456
Lineage: Eukaryota; Dinophyceae; Suessiales; Symbiodiniaceae
Source: the annotation of a GenBank genome assembly